AUGGAGGAGGUCAAGGCGCUGCUGGCCAGCUGGCUGGAGGAUUCAGGCCAUGAGGUUACGGCCACCUCCAUAAGUUUGCAGCUACAAGUCCCUCUCCUGCUCGCUAAGAAGGUCUUAUACGUAUACCUGCUGCAGCAACUGCAGCAAGGGGUUCCUUUCUACGUGUCUUUUACGAGCACAGAUAAUAACGGGAUAAUGCUACACAGGGCUCUUCUAUCUAAGCCAACGUUACCCCCAUUGGAGUGUCUAUACAGCGCGCAGCUGGCACCAGCAGAUGCUGCUGCUGCUGCUGCUGCAGCAGCAGCAGCAGCAGGAGGGAAGCCUUGCUGCUGCAUUAAGGGACAGGGCGAACCUCGUCAAGAUCAUCUAACUUUUCAAUUAGACUGCCGCUCUAUGGCUGCUGCUGCUGCUGCAGAGCAGCAGCAGCUGCAGCAGCAGCAGCAGCAGGGGCAGCAGCAGGAGCCCUUCGUACCUCCUUUUGUUUCUGUUAGGACGCAGCACCUUAAGCGAAGAAGCACACGAUCAGCAGCAACAGCAGCAGCAACUGCAGCAGCAACAGUUGCUGCUGUUGCUGCCACUGCAGCAGCAGCAGCUCGCAGAACCCCUUCUACUCUUCCAAGGCAGCAACAACAACAACAACAGCAGCAGCAGCAGCAACAGCAACAGCAACCUUCAUCAAAGGUAGAAACAGCAGCAAGCAGCAGCAGCAGCAGCAGCAGCACGAGCCGCAGCAGCAGCAAAUGUAUUGCGCCGCAGCCUAAGGCAAAGCAACGAUCCAUCAACUCUAUGCUGCAGCAGCGACCACCAGCAAGAGCAGCAGCAGCAACAGCAGCUCCUGCUGCUGCUGCUCCUGCAGCAGCAGCAGCAGAGGAGACACUCUCCUCCUCCGAAUCCUCGUCUCCUGAAGCAGCAGCAGCAGCAACAACAGCAGCAGCAACAGCAGCAGCAGCAACAGCAGCAGCAGCAACAGCAGCAGCAGCAACAGCAGCAGACAAGCAGCCUGCAUCAGAUGAUGAAGACAACCUGAAGAGGAGAAUGUCUAAAACCUUUGAUGCAGCUACCUCUCCUGGCACUAGGAAGAAGACCAAGCGGCAGCAGCAGCAAGAGCAGCAGCAGCAGCAAGAGCAGCAGCAGCAGCAGCAGGAAGAAGAAGGACCUUUGCCGGAUAUAUUUGCUGAUUGUGAUCAUCAAGAAGAAAUGUCUCCAACAGAUAAUAGCAUGCAGUGUAACGGGAAGUCGCUGCUAUCAAGAGGGAGGAUAUUUAGUGUUUGA
Eimeria maxima is the source of this 1272-nucleotide messenger RNA. RefSeq lists its product as hypothetical. NCBI's taxonomy places the organism in Eukaryota, Apicomplexa, Conoidasida, Eucoccidiorida, Eimeriidae. The record is from RefSeq and is a predicted model, not a curated record. The transcript has 6 exons. Bases 1 to 1272 code for a protein of 423 amino acids.